AUGAUAGAAUGGCAAUGGGAACAGCUUCGUAUUAUGAAAGUCGGUGGAAAUGAGUCCGCCACGAAAUACUUCCAAUCGAACGGAGGGUCCGCCGCCCUCGCUAGCAAGGACUCGAAGGUCAAAUACACCUCCAACGCCGCUGUCAAGUACAAGGAGGAAUUGAAGAGGCGCGCCGCCUUGGAUGCACAAGAAUACCCCGAAGAGGUUGUGAUUACAGAUGUCGCCGUUGGUACGACGUCCAACGGCUCCAGCACGCCUGCCGGCGAUGACGACGAUUUCUUCUCAUCCUGGGACAAGCCGUCCAUCAAGCGACCCAGCAAUCCCCCAUCACGCACUGGCACACCCCCUGUCGUCAGCCGUACUUCCUCCCCCUUUUUGAACGCAGGCGCGAACACCUCCCGCUCGAAGUCGCCUCUUUCCUCCGAUAAGGAAUCCUCCCCUGUCUCAACGGCGCCGACGGCGAUUAGAGCUAGCGCUGCUGCUCGGAAAACGUCUGGAGCGACGACCGCGAAGAAGAGCAGUGUUCUUGGAGCCAAGAAGCCGACCAAGCUCGGUGCGAAGAAGGUCGGCGGAGCGGAUCUGAUCGACUUUGACGAGGCUGAGAGGAAGGCCAAGGAGGAGGCGGAACGCAUCGAGAAGCUCGGCUAUGAUCGCGAAGCUGAAGAGGCAGAGGCCAAGGCCAAGGCCCCCAGCGCGGGAGCUACUGCUAUCGCCUCGCCAACACCGCUUAGCCCUAACAAGGGCGGCUUUGGUGCCACCAAGGCUACCCACGAACGGAACUCCAGUGAUGUGGAGCGUCUCGGAAUGGGUAUGGGUAGGCUUGGCUUCGGUCAAACGGUUAGCUCGAAGCCGCCCGCGCCCAAGAAGCUCGGCUUUGGUGCGGUUGGUGCCGCGCGCUCCGCUGAAGAUGAAGAAGAAAUUCAACGAACAAAGAGCAAGUUCGGAGCUCAAAAGGGUAUCUCAUCUGACGAGUUCUUCGGACGUGACCGUUUCGACCCAGCUGCGCAGUCAGAGGCCAAGGAGCGUCUUCGCCAGUUCGACGGCGCCCAGGCUAUUUCUAGCAACUCGUACUUCGGUCGACCUGAAGAUGAUUAUCCUCCUGUCGAAGACACGUAUGGUGACCUCGAGACAGCAGCGAAGGACUUUGUUCGACGAUUCGGCAUCACUGCAGGAGACGACCUGGAGAAUUUGACGCAGCUCGUGGGUGACGGUGCAAGCAAGUUGCAAGGUGCUAUACGCAGCUAUCUCAACAGCUAA
Molecule: messenger RNA, 1257 nt
Organism: Aspergillus mulundensis
Lineage: Eukaryota; Fungi; Ascomycota; Eurotiomycetes; Eurotiales; Aspergillaceae
Product: ADP-ribosylation factor GTPase-activating protein
Exons: 4
Coding region: 1-1257 (418 amino acids)
Biological process (GO): COPI coating of Golgi vesicle
Source: RefSeq, a predicted model, not a curated record